Messenger RNA from Australozyma saopauloensis, 1347 nucleotides. RefSeq lists its product as uncharacterized. The transcript has a single exon. NCBI's taxonomy places the organism in Eukaryota, Fungi, Ascomycota, Pichiomycetes, Serinales, Metschnikowiaceae. Gene Ontology annotation, molecular function: protein binding. The record is from RefSeq and is a predicted model, not a curated record. Gene Ontology annotation, biological process: transcription-coupled nucleotide-excision repair; proteasome-mediated ubiquitin-dependent protein catabolic process; protein polyubiquitination. The coding region runs from base 1 to 1347 and encodes 448 amino acids. Gene Ontology annotation, cellular component: Cul4A-RING E3 ubiquitin ligase complex; nucleotide-excision repair complex.
AUGCAGUCUCUUCUUCUAGAACGUGCCACCGGUGCUAUCCUGCCUUUGGCGUAUGCGACGACCAUCACCGAGUCGCUCUACGCAUCAUUGGCUCAAUCCAACCGAGACUAUUUCCCAGAAAACUGCCACUCCGCUGCCAUCAAUGCUCUUGCUAUAGAAGAGAUCGAGUCCAGGUAUAUGCUCAGUGGUUCUGGCGACUCGUCGAUCAAGUUGUGGGAUUUGGCUGACGUGCCUGAAGGUGAAGAGAAGUAUACUCCAAUUGCUUCGAUUCCAAGAAAGGCGGCUCAUAAUUUUGGUGUGUCGGCCGUGCAAUGGUGGAAACAGGACACCGGGAUGUUUUUCACGGCAUCCUUUGAUCACACUGUGAAAGUGUGGGACACUAACUCGCUUGAGGUGGUACACACCUUCGAUCUCAAUAACCGUGUGUAUGCCAUUGAUGUCAACGGCGCUCAGAUUAACGCACAUCUGUCCCAGGCCCUUAUAGCGGCUGCUAGCGAUCAGCCGUUCAUUCGACUUUUAGAUAUACGUGCGUCAUCGAGUGCACACACUCUUCCGGGCCACAAAGGCAAGACCAUUGCAGUCUCGUGGCACCCUCAAAACCCAUACUUGCUUGCCUCCGGGGGCCAUGAUGGCGAGGCAAAGGUCUGGGAUAUUCGUCGAAGUAAAAGCUGCUUGGCGCGUCUUGACAUGACGAAAACAAACACCCGACCUGCCUCCAUUGAUGCAUUGAACCUUGGCUCCACCUCCAUAAAAGCACAUCUGGGACCUGUGAACGCCGUAGUAUGGGACCGCUUGGGCCAUAUCUUGUAUACUGCUGGGAAUGACGACAAAGUGCGCGUUUGGGACAUGACUUCGACCACCAGUCCACCGGUGAACAAACUCAUCAAUUUCGGACCGUUGACGCGAAACAAAUACCUCCAAACACUUCCGAUGAUUCUCAGUCCACGCACCGAGACAGAGACGCAGUAUUUGCUCUUCUCCUCCGAUAGUGGCUACAUCCUAGUGUUCCGCGCCAUUGACGGAAAGCUUGUGCUGCGGCUUCUGCGACGCGGAUCCAAGAACACGGUCCGCGCCACAUCUCUAGCGUACGCGGGAAACUUCUCGGCCAUGUACUACUCUGGCUGUCAGGACGGCGACAUUGUAGCGUGGCGCGGCGAGGGUGUCAAGGAAGAGCUCAUGCAAUAUGGCACUGUCGCCAGAGACGCACCGGCAGAAAAGAACAGCAAUAUAGAAGAAGAAGAAACGGCUGUCAAGCUCACUCUCGAAGACCUUUACGACGACCCCUACUUCCAGAUGCACCACAAAAGUGACCCUACCCUCAAUCCCACAGACCACUCCCAAGAGUAG